UCAUGUUUUUAUUACCCUACUUCGCUAGUUCCAAUUCCAAUUCUCGAUUUACCACCAAAAACAGCCACCUGAGGUUUCAAUUUCUCUGAGAAAUAAAGAGAGCUCCUAUCUCUUCUCUGCGACGACGCCGUUUCUCUCCCUUGAGGUAAAGGCCUUUUAUUCAAGCAUGGGAGAUAGCGAACCGGUGGUCACUGAAGCAUCUGCUGCUGAGGCAUAUGCUUCGGCUGGUUAUGCUGAGACUGGGUCAAAUCCUACUCCCGAGGCAGGUGCUGCUGUUGAUCAAUCCGCUGGAGAAGCUGCUCAGGCCAGCUCAACUUACGGAUAUGGUUAUUCUAAUGUUGGUGACACGAAUGCGUAUGCUGGAGAUCCGAAUUCCGUCCUACAGCAAGCUCAUUUCAGUGCAACUGGUGAUUCCAAGCCAGCUGGUGCAGCGGCUGAUGCUAACGAGGCCUCUGCUGGGGUUGGAACCACAGCCGCCGAGUCUACUAUGGUUUCCGACUACAACUCGUCCGUAAAUGGCGGUGUUGUUGGUGCAGUGGCAAAUGCCGUGGGACUUGAAAACGGGAAUGCGUUGGAGAAUGCUGAUGGGUCGGCUGAUGAGAAACAGCUUGCAGAUGGUUAUGCUGCCUUGUCUGCUGAAGAAGACCGACUGUGGAAUAUUGUAAGAGCUAAUUCUUUAGAUUUCACUGCCUGGACUUCCUUGAUUGAAGAGACAGAGAAGACAGAGGACAAUAUUUUGAAGAUUCGAAGAGUCUAUGAUGCUUUUCUAGCAGAAUUCCCCUUGUGCUAUGGUUAUUGGAAGAAAUAUGCUGACCAUGAGGCACGUCUUGGCUCUAUCGAUAAAGUUGUUGAAGUGUAUGAGCGUGCUGUUCAAGGGGUUACAUAUUCAGUGGACAUGUGGUUGCAUUAUUGCAUAUUUGCUAUAAGCACAUAUGGGGAUCCAAACACUGUUCGUAGAAUCCGUGCAACAGUGAUAUCUCCCUUGUAUGGCGGAAAAGCUUUGAUGGGAUUGCUUUUUGAACGAGGAUUAGCUUAUGUUGGAACAGAUUAUCUUUCUUUUCCCCUCUGGGAUAAAUACAUUGAAUAUGAGUACAUGCAGCAGGACUGGGCCUGCCUUGCUGUGAUCUACACCAGAAUAUUAGAGAAUCCAAAUCAACAAUUAGAUCGGUAUUUCAGCAGCUUCAAAGAGUUAGCUGGAAAUCGUCCUUUAUCAGAGUUACGAACUGCUGAUGAAGCUGCUGCAGUGGCAGGAGUUGCUUCAGAGGCUACUGGCCAAGCUACUGAGGGAGAAGUUCAUCCUGAUGGUGCAGAGCGUUCUCCUAAAUCUGUAAGUGCUGGCUUAACAGAAGCAGAAGAGUUGGAGAAGUAUAUCGCCAUUAGAGAAGAGAUGUAUAAGAAAGCUAAAGAGUUCGAUUCUAAGAUCAUUGGUUUUGAAACAGCUAUCAGGAGGCCCUACUUUCAUGUACGGCCCCUCAAUGUUGGAGAGCUUGAGAAUUGGCAUAACUAUUUGGACUUUAUAGAAAGGGAAGGGGACUUGAGCAAGAUUGUCAAGUUGUAUGAGAGAUGUGUCAUUGCAUGCGCCAAUUAUCCGGAGUAUUGGAUACGCUAUGUUUUGUGUAUGGAAGCCAGCGGAAGCAUGGAUCUUGCAAAUAAUGUUCUUGCUCGAGCAACCCAAGUCUUUGUUAAGAGACAACCAGAGAUACAUCUUUUUUGUGCUCGGUUCAAGGAGCAGACUGGAGAUAUAGAUGGUGCUAGAGCUGCGUAUCAACUUGUGCAUACUGAAACUUCUCCUGGUCUUCUUGAAGCAAUUAUCAAACAUGCCAAUAUGGAAUACCGACUGGGAAAAAUGGAAGAUGCCUUCUCUUUGUAUGAACAUGCCAUUGCUAUUGAGAAAGGAAAAGAACAUUCACAAACAUUGCCGAUGUUGUUUGCUCAAUAUUCUCGAUUUGUAUAUUUGGCUUCUGGGAAUGCAGAGAAGGCAAGGCAGAUUCUAGUUGAGGGGCUUGAGAAUGUUUUGUUGUCAAAGCCACUACUUGAGGCUUUAUUGCAUUUUGAGGCUAUUCAACCUUUGCCAAAGCGUGUUGGUGUCGACUUUUUGGAGUCAUGGGUUGUCAAAUUCAUAAUGCCUAACUCAGAGAGUGCUGGUGUAGCUAGUCCAACAGAGCGUGAGGAACUUUCUAGUAUUUUUCUGGAGUUUUUAAAUCUCUUUGGUGAUGUUCAAUCUAUCAAGAGAGCUGAAGAUAGGCAUGCCAAAUUGUUUUUGCCUCACAGAAGCAUGUCAGAGUUGAAAAAACGUCAUGCUGAGGAUUUCUUAGUUUCGGACAAAACAAAAGUGCCAAGAUCGUAUUCUGCUCAGUCACCUGCGCAAUCUGCGAUGGGUGCAUAUCCAAAUGCGCAGAACCAGUGGACUAAUUAUGGAGUUCAACCUCAAACUUGGCCUCCAGUUACUCAAGCUCAAGGGCAACAAUGGACUGCUGGCUACACCCAGCAGGCUUCCUACGGGGCUUAUGCUGGAUAUGGGAGCAACUAUGUAAAUUCGCAAUUGCCUACAUCAGUUCCACAAAGUACUGCAUACGGAGCCUAUCCUCCUGCAUAUCCUGCACAGCCGGCGGUUCCUCAACAAAACUAUGCACAACCUGUUGCAGCAGCAGCCCCUGCACAGCAACCUUCUGCGGUUCCUCAAGCCUAUUACGGGAGUUAUUAUUGAGCUGACCUGACAAAAUGAGAUGGCCACUGUUUUCGCUUCCUGUAAUUUUUUUCCUUGAUAUUAUAGGUAAUUUGAUGAUAUUAGGGAAUCUGGAGCAUAGGUGUAGUGUAAACUUUCAAGUUAUACUACUGAAGAUAGAAAAUCAUUUUGACUAAUUCGCAAUUGUAUUUUAGCUAUUUUGAUGUACAUUUUUUCUGUAAUUUUCUUUUCACCGGUUAAUGCAUGCCUGUUUUUUAAUGUGGAA
This is a messenger RNA of Glycine soja, 2951 nucleotides long. RefSeq names its product pre-mRNA-processing factor 39-like. Gene Ontology annotation, cellular component: U2-type prespliceosome; commitment complex; U1 snRNP. Gene Ontology annotation, biological process: RNA processing; mRNA 5'-splice site recognition. Gene Ontology annotation, molecular function: protein binding. NCBI's taxonomy places the organism in Eukaryota, Viridiplantae, Streptophyta, Magnoliopsida, Fabales, Fabaceae. Bases 167 to 2707 code for a protein of 846 amino acids. The transcript has 15 exons. The record is from RefSeq and is a predicted model, not a curated record.